UAUAUAAAAUAGAUUUCACCUAAGUUGCUUGUGUCCACUAGUUAUCAACAUCAGAAAGGACAUUAAUUAAGUUGUUUCUUGUGAUGCUCAAUGGCUACACAUAUAUAUAGAGAUGGUCCAUCCACCAAAAUAAGUAGAGCUACCUGGAAUCGACUUGCAAAGACGAGAGAUUGACUUCAUAGUAGGCACUCUGAGGUUCUCACUAUAUAUACAGGUAUAUAGUGCAUUCUACCCAUCAGCAAUAACUUGCAGAAGUGUAACAUCAUAGCUAGCAAGCUCUGGUACGAAGUAAAUGGCUUCUUCAGCAUUCUCAUUCUUCCUCGCAAUGUCCUUUAUCAUGCUCAACAGUGCAUUUUCUGUUCAUUACUCUCAAAAGAUGCAGGAGGCAAAUAAAUUUGGUUAUACUGGAGGUAUCGGGCCUAACAAGUGGGCUAGCUUAAACCCGAACUUUUCACUAUGCUCUCAUGGAAAAGCUCAGUCUCCAAUCGACAUUGCUACACACAAGGCUUUCCUUGAUAAGACUCUGAAACCUUUGAUUAGAGUCUAUCACGCUUCAAAUGCUACUUUGGUCGAUAAUGGUUUCAAUGUUGGGAUACGUUUUAAUGGAAAUGUUGGAGGAUUUAGCAUAGACGGCAAAAAGUACACUCUUCUGCAGAUGCACUGGCAUUCUCCGUCUGAGCACCGACUUAAUGGACGCUUAAUGGAUGCGGAGCUUCAUAUAGUUCACAAGGCCGAUGAUGGCAGCAUUGCUGUUGUUGCAGUUCUCUACAAGGACGGUGAUACUGAUCCUCUACUCGCGAAGAUACAGAGUAAGUUAGCCGAACUGACAUACGAUCGCUAUGCUAAAAGAGAAGAGGGUCCUGAAAUUGUACUGGCAACAUUUAGCACAAAGCAAAUGAGGCGAAAGAGCCACAAAUAUUACAGAUACCGAGGUUCUUUCACCACUCCCCCAUGCACUGAGAACGUCAUCUGGAACAUUCUUGGCAAGGUAAGGUCAAUAUCUAAACAACAAGUAGACGCCCUGAGGGGUCCUCUGGAUAUUGCUUGCAAGCGCAAUGCAAGACCCGUGCAACCACUAAACGGACGAGUAAUUGAGCUCUAUGAUGAAGAUCAGUAAGGGAGUACUACAUAUAUAUGUAUACAAAGAGAAAUGUAGCGGAGUAUAUGUGUGCUAGCUAAUGUAACUUCAUCAAAAAUAACAAGAAUUCGCAAGUGCCUAGAGCUUCUACGAGGCUAAUAUGAGGCUUUUCAUUUUCCA
Daucus carota subsp. sativus is the source of this 1258-nucleotide messenger RNA. RefSeq names its product alpha carbonic anhydrase 1, chloroplastic-like. The record is from RefSeq and is a predicted model, not a curated record. The coding region runs from base 293 to 1117 and encodes 274 amino acids. The transcript has 6 exons. Lineage: Eukaryota; Viridiplantae; Streptophyta; Magnoliopsida; Apiales; Apiaceae. Gene Ontology annotation, molecular function: carbonate dehydratase activity; zinc ion binding. Gene Ontology annotation, biological process: one-carbon metabolic process.